AUGCUCAUUGAUUCCACAAUUACUUCAAUGGCUGAACAAAAUCUCGCUAACUAUGUUCUAGACGGAGGACUCCUUCCCAUGAAUAAUAAUGUGUCCUUUAUCGCUCAAGAUUCUCUUGCAGUGACUGCAGUCAUCGUUGACGAGAAUGAUACGGCGUACUGUGUACUUGGAGUGGUCGCUGAAGGAUAUAAAGGUCACACAAUAUGGAUCGAAGAGACACCCAGUGAGAAGAAAGAAUUGUGUGUGUAUAAGAUUAUUCGUAGUGUUCCAUACAUUAUGGACUACAAGGCGCCAACACUGUUCGAGACAGUUUUCGCUGAUCACAAGGGCAGCAUAGCUCAUCAGGAAGUCGUAGCAGAGUGGCGUGAUGUAGCUGGAUUUAUCGUGUCCGACAAGCACAGACUUGAAGAGGUUCUUGUUCACCGAUCGAAUCUGCUCUCACUGAGUGAUCCGACCAGUACAAUAGUAAUUGUAAACAUUACGAAGGGGAACCUAGUAUCUGUUCUUGACUACGAUGCAGAUCUGUCAAUUUACGAUCGUUCCGAGCAUGUGACAGCGUUAAUUCAAACUCCUGGGAUCACUGGUAUGCUGGCACUGGACGAGGGACGGCCAUGUGGAUACGCUCUGCUUUGCAAAAACCGUGUUCUUCUUUUAUACGCCAAUAACGAAGAAAUAUUCAAGCAGUUGCUGUCAGGAAUAGCAAAGGAUAUCGUCAGCGAUCAGUGUAAAAUGUUCAUUAGACUAGGCGCCCAUAAUGUUACCGAACAGAUUAUCGAGGUAACAGUGUCAUCCAUUAAAAAAUAA
Messenger RNA from Angiostrongylus costaricensis, 804 nucleotides. NCBI's taxonomy places the organism in Eukaryota, Metazoa, Nematoda, Chromadorea, Rhabditida, Metastrongylidae. The record is from the annotation of a GenBank genome assembly.